CUCGCGAUACUUCAGCGUGACUUGCAGCGUGUCCGCCAUAGUGACGUCUCUUUGCAGAAGGGCAUAGAGAGGCCGAAACACGGCUGCCCAGUUAGAGUAACAACUUGGCACUUUUGUCCUUUAAACAUGCUGUCCAGACUCGUCUUUGUUUCAGCUGGGGCCCUGAAAAACACCGGGUGCCUAGGAGCUGGCCUUGUCCAGGCAUCUCGUGGCCUGCACACAUCAUCGCAGUGUCUGGCCCCAAUGCCCCCUAUGCCUGAGCAUGGAGGCAAAGUUCGUCAUGGGAUCUUCCCAGAGGAGCUUUUCCAGCUCCUGUAUCCCAAAACCGGAGUUACAGGUUUCUACAUGCUGGGGACUGGUCUCCUGGUCUACCUGCUGUCUAAGGAAAUCUAUGUCAUCAACCAUGAGACAUAUGCUGGACUUGCAAUGUUGUCUGUCAUCGUCUAUGGUGUGAAGAAAUUUGGUCCACAAGUUGCAGCUUAUGCUGACCAACUCAAUGACGAAAAAUUGGCCAAGGCUCAGGUAGUUAAAGACCUGACCCUGAAUUCAAUGACUGAGUCCAUUGAGAAUGAGAAAAAGGAACAGUGGAGAACAGAAGGGAGGUCGCUUCUCUUUGAUGCUAAGAGGAACAAUGUCGCCAUGCUUUUGGAGACCAACUACAGAGAGCGCCUACACAUGGUGACUAAUGAGGUGAAGAGGCGUCUGGACUACCAUGUGGCACUUCAGAACCUCAAGCGCCGUAUGGAGCAGGAACACAUGAUCAACUGGGUGGAGAUGAGCGUCGUCAGUACCAUUUCUCCACAGCAGGAGAAAGAGAGCAUCACUAAAUGCAUCUCAGACCUGAAGGCUUUGGCUAAGACGUCUCAGGCCAAAGCCACUGUCUAAAUUGUCCAACCUGCUCUGACCCAUGACUUACCGUCUCAUGAAGAAGGCGUUGACUUUUCUUCAAAGAAUAAACAAUUUCUUUUCACCAUGGUCUAUGUCAAUAGUAUGGGUGUGUACAGUAUUUACACGUCAGCUGAUAGUAAAAUAAAUGAUCCUAUUAA
Molecule: messenger RNA, 1046 nt
Organism: Cynoglossus semilaevis (tongue sole)
Lineage: Eukaryota; Metazoa; Chordata; Actinopteri; Pleuronectiformes; Cynoglossidae
Gene: atp5pb
Product: ATP synthase peripheral stalk-membrane subunit b
Exons: 7
Coding region: 127-885 (252 amino acids)
Biological process (GO): proton motive force-driven ATP synthesis
Molecular function (GO): proton-transporting ATP synthase activity, rotational mechanism
Source: RefSeq, a predicted model, not a curated record